GCGUGUGUGUGUGUGUGUAAGGAGACCUUUACCCCGAUGUGGGUGAGAAACAAAUGACCGAUUUGAUUGAGUCUCACAUACACAAACACACUAUUUCUCUGUCUCUCUCUCUCUCCCUUUCUCUUUCUCUCUCUCUCUUUCUGACACACACACAUAUACACAUACAUGCGACAGAGAUAGCACGCGAGAUAGAAAGAGUAAGAGAAUCAGCGAUAUUUAACUCCAAUUUCUCUAUUACUUCGUCAACAAUAACAACGACAACGACGACGAUAACAACAAGAACAGCUAUUUUCCUUCAUAGUAAAGUACCUCAACAGUAGCGAAACAUUGAACCAACCUCGGCAGGCGAUACAACCAACAAAUUCAAGCGAUCGUUCGCUUCUGAAACCGGUCGCAAAGAACAAACGACUAAAACAAUAUGGAGGCUGAAGCAAUUCCGCUACGAAAUCCAACCAGCGAAGUCGAGUGUCAAAAUGUAGGAAACAUUUCGAAAACUAUGAAUUGUCAAGAGAAGACGAAACCACCACUGUCCAUUGGUCAGAAAGUAGAAUUGGUUUUCGUAGUAUUUUCUGGUUUUGUCAUCAAUUUUAUGGUGUUUGGUUUUGCUGCCAGCCUAUCGGUGUAUUUCGUAAAAUAUAAACGGGCCUUUCCGAUGCAUUAUGAAAUGGUUUUAUUAACAAUAUUUUUGCAAACUGGUAUUUUCUCUACUGUAGGUAUGCUGGCAGGAAUGUUCCUCCACAAAUUCGGAGUACGAGCCACAGCAGUCUUGGGAAGCGUUCUGCUCAGCUUAGGAGUCGGUGCCUCUUGUUUUGCACCCAACAUCAUAUUUCUUAUGUGUUUCUUUGGAAUUGUAAGCGGUGUUGGGUCUUCGUUUCUAUUUUGCUCGAUGAAUGUGGGUGUUGCUUCGUAUCUGGAAAAUUCUGGUCGACAUCUUAUGCCUUUAGUAGAUAUGGGAGGAUCAGCUGGUGGCGUAGUUUGCCCGCCUUUGAUUUCUUAUUUAAUCGAUUUUUACGGUUGGCGGGGAAGCUUAUUGAUAUUUGCCGCCAUUGCCUUAAAUUCUUUACCUUGCGGUUUAAUGUAUUCCAUUAAGAAUAGAAUGGACAACAACGAUAAAAAUUCAAAACAACGUCAAGAUUCAUAUGGAGAAAAGGACAUCGACAAUAUUUACAAACUGUUAUCCACCGACAUCGAAGAAGCGGGGAAAGCGGAUAGUUGUUACGUUGAACAUAACAGCGAGCAACUUCUGCUUCAAUCCAACAACAGUCACUGUGCAGAAGAAACGGGAGAUUUAGCAAGAAACGAUACGUCAUCAGAUCACUGCUUGGCUACUACACCAGCCAUAGACGACAGCUCAUCACUGAACCGUGAACACUCGAAAACUAAUGACCAAGUAGAAGAUACUAAAAAUACAACCUGUGAAAUUAGCCCAAAAGCUCUAUUUCUCUCGAUUUUUUCCAAUAAAGGUUUUCUUUUAUUUGUUCUAACUAUGACAGUAGUAGUCAGUUCAGAACUCACAUUAUCAGCAAUGACGUCCGAUUUCUUCGUCAGCAAAGGUACGACUCGCUCAGAAGCUGCACAAAUUUAUGGAAUCGGUUUUACUGGUGAAAUUAUAGCCCACAUUUCUAGUACAUGGAUGCUUUAUAAAAACAAAACGCUAAGUUUACUUAUUUUUUGCAUAUCUGCUAUAUUAAGUGGAGCUUUGGUUACGAUAUAUCCUUCCAUUCCUACGAUGACAUCACUGUCGUCUGCUGGAUCGGCAAUAUUUUUAACAAUGUGUGAAAUGACUGCUCACGGACAUUACCAGGCUGUAUGCAUCCUUGUUAUUUUGGAAUUUUUCGAUGAGAAGCGAUAUCCAUUUGCCAUAGGUUUCACUAUGACAGUUUCGGGAAUUUUCGUUCCCAUUUUCGGAUACAUAUUUGGUAUUAUCACUCAAUACAACAACAACGACUACACCGUCAGCUUUUAUCUUCUGGGCUCCUUAAUUGUGAUCUUUACUUUGCCAACAUUUAUACGUUUUCUUGUUAAACGAGAAAAGUCUAAGAGAAAAGAAACCCAUCAAAAGAACUUGGAAGUAAAUUUAAAAGACUUUUAAAUUCAAAGGACAUUUUACUAACUUUCACUUUUAAAGAAGACAAAAAUAAUCUGUUGAUGCAGUCUUCUUAUCUCACAGUUCGUCCUUGGAAAUCUUGUCAGAAUAUGGAAGGUGUGUAAAAAGUUUGUCUUGAAGAACAGCACAGGAAAAAACGUAAAAAAAAAAAAGAUAAUUUAUUAAAAGUAAGGCGUAUUUUAAAAUUUAUUCGUUUUGUAAGCUCUUAUAAAAGAAACAGUGAAUGCGAAACGAAUUAAAUAGAGAGAGAGGUGGGGUGUUGGACAAUGAAGUUUGCGACACGGCUACAGACAACGAACACACGAUAAUAUGGCUUCGCAAAGAAACAAACUAUGGAAGGAUAAAAGAGAAUGAAUUAGCUCGAGAAUGUCUACAUAUAUGUGAUUGAUAUAUUUUAAUGUCUGAAAGAAUUAUUUGAAUGUAUGUGAUGUAUCAUGAAGAUGUGACUGAAUGUAAACACAUUUUGUACAGUUAAUAUGGUUUCUUUGUGAAUCAAUUUAUAAAAUUAUUUAUUUAUAUAUUUUAAUAAAACAGGAGAAUACGGGGGAACUUAAUGCUGUUCAGCUUUGGCAAAGAAGUUAUGGAAAUAUAAUAAACAGUCGAGUAAAUUAUAUAUCACGAAGAAGAAGAAAAAAAGCUAACGUUUUUCGAAGACAAUAAUAAAGCAAAUCACUGAUGUACGAA
Messenger RNA from Octopus sinensis (East Asian common octopus), 2791 nucleotides. RefSeq names its product monocarboxylate transporter 5-like. The coding region runs from base 419 to 2092 and encodes 557 amino acids. The record is from RefSeq and is a predicted model, not a curated record. Gene Ontology annotation, biological process: transmembrane transport. The transcript is spliced from 5 exons. NCBI's taxonomy places the organism in Eukaryota, Metazoa, Mollusca, Cephalopoda, Octopoda, Octopodidae. Gene Ontology annotation, molecular function: monocarboxylic acid transmembrane transporter activity.